UAUUUUACGACGUCUUUCUGGCAACACUGUUUCUUCAGGUUUAAAUGCGUCCUGAAACAUCAAACUCGUCAAAAAUUUGCUAAUUGUUAAAGGUGAAAUUGAGAAUGAGUUAUACUCCUUCCAACACUGCAGUAGGAAGAACAAUGUUACAUCGAAAUUACGGAACACCUGAAGUACCAGUUUCUAAUCCAAAAGAACAGACAAUGAUUUGGCAACAAAAUUCAUAUCAUGUAGAUUCAGGGAUCCAUUCUGGAUCAAAUACACAGGCUCCAUCUGUAACAGGUAAAGAUGAAGAGAUGGAUACUAAUCAAAUGUUGUUUGACUGGGAACAAAGAGAAUUUGGUCAAGGAUUAACAAAUGAACAAGUUGAUGAAAUAAAUCAACAAUUAAGCCAAACAAGAUCACAACGUGUUCGAGAAGCAAUGUUUCCAGAAACACUUGAAAAAGGAAUUGAAAUUCCUUCUACUCAGUUUGAUACUAGUCGUCCAACUGCUGUUCAGAAAUUAUCAGAACCUUCUCAAAUGUUGAAACAUGCAGUUGUAAAUAUAAUAAAUUAUCAGGAUGAUGCUGAUCUAGCAACUAGAGCCAUUCCAGAGUUGAUAAAGUUGUUAAAUGAUGAAGAUCAGGUAGUUGUUAGUCAAGCUGCUAUGAUGGUUCAUCAGUUAUCGAAAAAAGAAGCUUCACGACAUGCAUUAAUGAAUUCUCCUCAAAUGGUGGCAGGACUUGUUCGAGCAAUGUCAACUUCUAAUGAUUUAGAAACAACUAGAUGUGCUGCUAGUACUCUGCAUAAUCUCUCUCAUCAUCGUCAAGGUUUAUUAGCAAUUUUUAAAUCUGGAGGAAUUCCUGCACUUGUUAAAUUAUUAAGGUAUAAAUUUUUGUCAUUAUUUUUGCAUACUUUUGCUAUAAAUAGAAAUCUGAAUUAUAUUUAUUUAUAUUUGUUUUUAGGUGGAAUGCAAGCAUUAGCCACUCAUCUUGGACAUCAGAGUCAAAGAUUGAUUCUUAAUUGUUUAUGGACCCUUCGUAAUUUAUCAGAUGCUGCAACAAAACAAGAAAAUGUAGAACAGUUGCUUCAAAGUUUAGUCCAGCUACUAAGCAGCACUGAUAUCAAUGUUGUAACAUGUGCAGCAGGUGUUUUGUCAAAUUUAACUUGUAAUAAUCAAAACAACAAAAUUGUUGUUUGUCAGUUGGGAGGAAUUGAAGGUCUAGUGCGAGUCAUAGUGCAAGCAGGUGAUAGAGAAGAAAUCACAGAACCAGCUGUAUGUGCAUUACGUCAUUUAACAAGCAGACAUAAUGAAGCUGAAGUUGCACAGAAUGCUGUCAGAUUACAUUAUGGAUUACAAGCUAUUGUCAAAUUACUUCAACCACCAUCUCGUCUGCCUUUGAUUAAAGCUGUAAUUGGUUUGAUUCGUAAUCUUGCUCUCUGCUCUGCCAAUCAUGCUCCUCUUCGAGAACAUGGUGCAAUUCCACAUCUUGUUCAGUUAUUAUUCAAGUCAUAUCAAGAUCCUCAAAGAAGAGCUAGUUUAGCAUCUAAUAAUAGUCAGGUUCAAGAUUCUUCUGGUGUAAGAUUGGAAGAAAUAGUUGAAGGUACUGUAGGAGCACUUCAUAUUUUAGCCCGAGAUGUUCGUAAUAGAGCAAUUAUUCGAGGCUUAAAUGUAAUAAGAGUAUUUGUGCAAGUAUGUGCAUUACGUCAUUUAACAAGCAGACAUAAUGAAGCUGAAGUUGCACAGAAUGCUGUCAGAUUACAUUAUGGAUUACAAGCUAUUGUCAAAUUACUUCAACCACCAUCUCGUCUGCCUUUGAUUAAAGCUGUAAUUGGUUUGAUUCGUAAUCUUGCUCUCUGCUCUGCCAAUCAUGCUCCUCUUCGAGAACAUGGUGCAAUUCCACAUCUUGUUCAGUUAUUAUUCAAGUCAUAUCAAGAUCCUCAAAGAAGAGCUAGUUUAGCAUCUAAUAAUAGUCAGGUUCAAGAUUCUUCUGGUGUAAGAUUGGAAGAAAUAGUUGAAGGUACUGUAGGAGCACUUCAUAUUUUAGCCCGAGAUGUUCGUAAUAGAGCAAUUAUUCGAGGCUUAAAUGUAAUAAGAGUAUUUGUGCAAUUGUUAUAUAAUGAAAUUGAAAAUAUACAGCGUGUAGCUGCAGGGGUAUUGUGUGAGUUAGCAGCAGACAAAGAAGGAGCAGAAAUAAUUGAAGCAGAAGGUGCAACUGCACCUUUGACUGAUUUACUUCAUUCUUGCAAUGAAGGAGUUGCUACAUAUGCUGCUGCUGUUCUGUUUAGAAUGUCAGAAGAUAAACCUCAUGAUUAUAAAAAACGAUUGUCUGUUGAAUUAACCAAUUCUCUUUUUAGAGAUGACAUUGGUAAUUGGGGAACCACUCCUAUUGAUGCAGACUUGAAUAUACUUGAAUCAGAAGAACCUUAUCAUGAUCAGAUUUAUCAAUCUGGACAAGAACUUCAUGUUAAUUCAAAUAUGGGAGGAAGACCUGACAUGUAUUCACAGACUGGAUAUGAAUCUAAUGGUCCAGUUGAUUCCAUCCAAGGUAUUGAUAUAGGAAAUGUUUGUUCUGUUGGUGGAGGAGCUUAUGGCCCAAUGGAUCUGGACAAUCUUGAUUUUGAAGGUUUAGAUCCUGGACUUCAGCAUCAACAGCAACAAGAUGCAAAUCAUCAGAUUACAGCUUGGUAUGAUACUGAUCUGUAGAUGCCAAAAUUUCAUGCAUUCCAUUAUUUGUGCAUUAUUUCCAUUUGAAAGCUGCCAAACUAAAUAUAUAUUGCUUUAAAUUUUAUAAUUUUAAUUCAGCAAGGCUUCCAGAUAAGUAAUCUUUCUAAUUAUACAUUGAUAUAUGUGAUAUUUUUUUCUUUAUCAUAGAGCCAAAGGUAUAUACUCAUUUUACAGCAAUCUUAUAUUGAUUGCUGUUUUUUUUUAAUUAUAAUCAUCAGAAUAAAAACAGUAUUGUUUUGUGUUUUUGUAUUUGUGAAAAGUCUUCAUUUUGUCAUAGAAAAAAUUUUAAUCCAAUUAUUAUGAAUCAAACUAUUAUCAUUUCAUAAUUUGAAUACACUAUUUCAUAACUAUACAUUUAUAACAUCACCAAUAUGAAAUAAAAUUUUUCUAUUCCUUUUAAAAAACGAAGAAUAAAGUGCUUUUGCUACUAUUCUAUUGAAAAAUUAUUUUUAUAUUUCAUAGACAAAUUUUAAUCACCAAGUUUGUGUAAUUAUUUAUUUUUUUGACUAAUUCAUAUAUUUGAAAAUUUUAAAGAAAUAUUUGUAAUAAACAAUAUUUUGAUAAUAUUUUUGAAUUAAAGACAAAUGAGUGUUCUCAAAUUUGUAGUUUGUUACAUCAUUUUUUCACUUUUGCAGCUUAUCGAAAAUUCAUUGAAUUAGUGCCUUUUAAAAGUGCACUUACAUUAUUUCAAUGAAUGAAUAAAUGAAUAAUUUGUCAAAUUUGAUAUUAUUUGACUAUUAUUCUUUUGCAUUCUAAAAUGUAGAUGACAUUUAUUAAUUUUUAGAUACAUUGUUGUUUAUUAUUUCAUAUGACAAUAUCUAUUCUCAAGAAAUCCCAUUUGAACUUCAUACUAUCACUUUUAGAAAACUGUAGGUCUGAUCUGCAUGAGAAAUGAUUUAAUUUUGUUGUUCAUACUAGCCAAAUUGUUUCUGUUCUUUUGUUCAUCCAUUUAUAUAGUUUAAGUACUUUAAUCAGCUGAAAUAACAAUAAUGCUGUAAAUGAUUUAUAUUGAUACAGUAGAGAGUCGUUUAUCCGAAUCAAUUGGGGACUGGGGUUGUUUGGAAAAUC
Molecule: messenger RNA, 3776 nt
Organism: Centruroides sculpturatus (bark scorpion)
Lineage: Eukaryota; Metazoa; Arthropoda; Arachnida; Scorpiones; Buthidae
Product: armadillo segment polarity protein-like
Exons: 17
Coding region: 105-2687 (860 amino acids)
Biological process (GO): cell adhesion; positive regulation of transcription by RNA polymerase II
Cellular component (GO): adherens junction; catenin complex
Molecular function (GO): cadherin binding; alpha-catenin binding; transcription coactivator activity
Source: RefSeq, a predicted model, not a curated record